Molecule: messenger RNA, 1683 nt
Organism: Cololabis saira (Pacific saury)
Lineage: Eukaryota; Metazoa; Chordata; Actinopteri; Beloniformes; Belonidae
Gene: abhd14a
Product: abhydrolase domain containing 14A
Exons: 5
Coding region: 389-1186 (265 amino acids)
Cellular component (GO): cytoplasm
Source: RefSeq, a predicted model, not a curated record
GUGGUUAAUAGAUUUGGCUGUUCUGUAUCUCUGUUCUUCACACCUGGUAGAUUUAAAAUAUAUUUGAUACACAAACCCUAACAUUUUUUUUUUUUACUGUGUCCAUACUUUAGCAUUUAUAAUUUGGCAUCACUCUUGCUCCCAGUUGUUUGGAAAUCCACCAUUCACUGUGUGGGCAGUAUUUUUAUCGGUAAAAAUUAAUGUAUGGAUUUAAGCACACUAUUCUCCCGAAAUUCUGAUCGAUAGCAACGAGCAGCACCGACCUGAAGUAUUAAAGCGAUACUUCCUCUUACGGACAACAUUGCUGGAGAUAUGACGAUAACAAAGAGAGUCUCGUCAUCUUGUUAUUGAGGUCCGCUCUGUGUCGGUUUUUUUUUAUCUGGGUGAAAUGAAUUUCUUUCGUAAUCGUCUUUUUGUUUUGGGCCUGGUGCUUCUGGGCACAUUGCUGCUGUACCUGCUGCUACCGUCCAUUCGCCAGGGCAAUACAGAGCCAUCCCUGACAGCUCAAAGAGUAGGGCUGCUGACCACUGCUCCCCCUGCUAUCCCAUCCGUCAAUGUGUCCAUUCGCACUGGACAAUUACCCGGGGACCCACCACUGUUCUUCCGAGAAGCUUUACCUGUAGAUGGAGCCGGACGGCAAAUUUUGCCAAGGCUGCAAGUUGUCCUUCUACAUGGCCAGGCUUUCACUUCCAGGACCUGGGAAGAACUGGGUACCAUGGCUCUGCUGGCAACUAAUGGCUAUCAGGCUUUAGCAAUGGAUCUGCCAGGGUAUGGAAAGUCACCUGACUCGGAGGCUCUGAAGACCGACCAGAACCGAGUGGACCUCCUUGCAAGGUUCAUGGAGUCUUUGGGUGUCAGGGCAGCUGUGCUUUUGAGCCCUUCAAUGAGCGGACAUUACUCCAUCCCUUUCCUCUUGAAGAACAGUGCUAAGCUACAAGGCUUCGUUCCUAUUGCACCUGUUGGUACCCGGAGUUAUUCUCCACAACACUACAACAAUAUUCAGACUCCUACUCUGAUUGUAUUUGGAGCGCUGGACACAAAUCUGGGUGCCCAGUCCCACAAGAACCUCCUACAACUUCCUAAUCACUACGUGCUCAAAUUGGAAGGAGCUCGCCAUGCUUGCUACAUGGACAAACCUCGUGAAUUUCACCAGGGAUUGAUGGAAUUCCUCAGAAAACUUGAGUGAAAUGUGUAUUAUAGGAAGAUAAGUUUUAUUUUCAUGUUAUCAGCAGAAGAAAGAUAAUGGUUAUGGGUGUCUUUUUUUUUUUUCUUUCAGAUAACGUAUAACGGUACAGGUGUUUCCACUGUUUCAAUUAAAACUCCAUAGCUUAGCUCAGCUUGUUGUUAAAAAAAUGCUUUAGAUAUGUGUAGCAUCGAGUCAUGUUUCAUGAGUUGUAUGUCCUGCAUGUUAAAACACAGAACGUGCUUGAAUCACUGUUGCCACAUUUGUGGAUCACUUUUAUGUAAGUUGUAAAUAUGCAAGUGCUGCCGUUGCCUGUAUUUAAAGCUUCUUUCAUUUUCACUCAAGAGAAACAGACUUAAACAUAAAAGCAACGACCUCUGCUUCCAACUAAAAGGUUGUGCUUGAUUAGAGCCGGCUAUACUGAUGAAUAUUGUAAUAAAAGAUGUACACAGGACUAUAGACCGUAUAAAAAUGAUUAAAAUGUAUGUAUAUAGUGUGGA